Molecule: messenger RNA, 3158 nt
Organism: Gadus chalcogrammus (walleye pollock)
Lineage: Eukaryota; Metazoa; Chordata; Actinopteri; Gadiformes; Gadidae
Gene: ilf3a
Product: interleukin enhancer binding factor 3a
Exons: 20
Coding region: 374-3124 (916 amino acids)
Cellular component (GO): precatalytic spliceosome
Molecular function (GO): single-stranded RNA binding; double-stranded RNA binding
Source: RefSeq, a predicted model, not a curated record
ACGAACUCAAACCCAGGAAACCUCAGCCCACCUCCUGACGUCAUCACUAGGGGACGCCACUAACACAGACAAACAACAAAUCGAAAAGGGUUUCUUUACAACUCGCAGGUGAAACUGGUCCACACCUGAAGUCAUACCCCUGCCCCACCCAGCAGGUGACUCCGUUCCACGUUGAGCCCCUGACUCCAGUCCACACUGAGCUCCCGACUCUGGUCCACACUGAGCUCCCGACUCCGGUCCAGGUUGAGCUCCUGACUCCGGUCCAGGUUGAGCUCCUGACUCCGGUCCAGUUUGAGCUCCUGACUCCGGUCCAGGUUGAGCCCCUGACUCCGGUCCACACUGAGCUCCCGACUCCGGUCCACACUGAGCCGCCAUGGACUCCGAGGCAGCCCCGCCCUUCCACGUGUGGGACGAGGGGAAGGCCUACGAGGAGCUCCUGUCCUGGGACAGUCUGAUCCAGCAGGGCCACCGCCUGCUGCCCCACGACUUCAACAGGUACGAGGACCUGCGCUACUGGUACGACUGUCUGUGCUACGAGGAGGAGCUGCGGCAGUACCACGACUACAUCGCUUCUAUAGAGGAGAUCGAGGACUUCCCCUCCCAUCAUGAGGCCCCAGCCCCCCGCACGCCCCCCCUGCAGCCCUACGACCGGCACCUCAUGGCCAAGCACUCCUCGGUGUACCCCACCUCGGAGGAGCUGGAGGCCGUCCAGGUCAUCAUCUCCCACGUGGAGUGCGCCCUGAAGGCCGUGUCCGACACGCUGGACGAGAAACCCGCCGCCGAGGAGACCCCGGAGGCCGAGGAGACCCCGGAGGCAGAGAGCCCGGAGGCGGCGGAGCGCGUGCUGCGGGGGGUGAUGCGGGUGGGCCUGGUGGCCAAGGGGCUGCUGCUGACGGGGGACCUGGACCUGGAGCUGGUGCUGCUCUGCGCCCACAAGCCCACCGGGGCGCUGCUCGGCCGCGUGGGAGAGCUGCUGGACCAGCAGCUGCAGGUGGUCACCAAGGACAAGUACGAGGUGAUCCAGAGCCCCGAGGAGGCCUCCAUCGUCGUCAGGAGCACCAAGACGCUGGUGUUCACCCUGACCAUCCACCUGACCUCCCCGCUGAUCCGCACGGAGCAGGAGGCCCCGCCCAGCGAGGCCCCCACUGACCCAGACACGCAAACGGUCGUCGACCCGCCGGACGUUCUGGACAGGCAGAAAUGCCUGAGCGCCCUGGCGUCCCUCCGCCACGCUAAGUGGUUCCAGGCGAAGGUCAACGACCUGAAGUCCGCCGUCAUCGUGAUCCGCGUCAUGAGGGACCUCUGUAAGCGCGUGCCCGCCUGGGCCCCGCUAUCGGGAUGGCCGCUGGAGCUGCUGGUGGAGAAGUCCAUCAGGACGUACGAGCGACCGAUGGAGGUGGGGGAGGCCUUCCGACGCGUCCUGGAGUGUAUCGCGUCCGGAAUCCUACUGGAAGGCGGCCCAGGGAUCAAGGACCCGUGUGAAAGAGAAUCCACGGACGCCAUCGGCCACCUGGAACCCCAGCAGCGAGAGGAGCUCACAGCGAGCGCUCAGCACGCCCUGCGUCUCUCUGCGUUCAGGCAGCUCCACAAGGUGCUGGGCAUGGACAUCGUGCCGGUCCGACCCCAGAGGCUAACGGGAGCCAACAUCAAAGACAUCAAAGCCCAAAUAGAGCUGUCCGGGCCGCUGAAGACGCCGGUGAAGAGGGCGUUCCCGGAGAUGGAGAACCCAGCCGAUGACCGGCAGCUCAACAGCAAGCAGAGGAAGUUCCUCAAGUUCCAGAAGCACAACCGCUUCGACAGGAAGUCCUUCUCGGACGACCUCUGCAUGAACGCUGUGAUGCGGCUGAACCAGUACAAGCCGGGGCUGGACUACCGGCUGGUCUCCCAGGUGGGGCCGGUCCACGAGCCGGUGUUCACCAUGGCCGUGGACCUGAACAGCAUCACCUACGAAGCCACCGGCCCCUCCAAGAGAGUGGCCAAGCUCAACGUGGCCACCAAGGUGCUGCAGGAGCUGGGUCUGCCGACCGGGUCGGAGACCAAGCCCAGCGAGGGUCUGGUGGAGGGAGAGGGGAGCAAGGCGGCGGGCAGCGCCUCUAUCGCCUCCGCCGCCGGAUCAGAAGACGGCGUGGCCGGCCCCAUCCUCACCAAGCACGGGAAGAACCCGGUGAUGGAGCUGAACGAGAAGCGGCGCAGCCUGAAGUACGAGCUGUCUGCCGAGACGGGGGGCUCCCACGAGAAGUGUUUCAUCAUGGAGGUGGAGGUGGACGGGCAGAAGUUCAAGGGCCGCGGCUCCAACAAGAAGGAGGCCAAGUCCUACGCAGCGCUGGCCGCCCUGGAGAAGCUGUUCCCCGACUCGGCAGGGGGAGCCUCGGCCUUCAGCAAGGACUUCCCCAAGAAGAAGGUCACCUACACGGACAUGCACAUCCCCGGGUUCGGGACGAUCAGGGGAAUCCCGUCGGACCCGGGAAACCACCCCUGGAAGGGGCGAGGAAGAGGACGAGGAAGGCCGUACUCCAGAGGAAACCAGUACAACAAGACAAACUACAAUUAUGGGAACACUCCAGGUGGAGGCUAUUCCUCCGGCCCCCCCAAGGGCCCCCAGGCGGCCCCCGGCGGAGAGGCCCCCCCCCCCUCCGCUGCCGCCGGCGGCUACGGAACCUUCUACCCGGACGCGGGCUCCUACACCUACUCGGCCCCCCCGGUCUCGGCCCCGGCCCCGCCCCCCGCCGCCGCCGCCGCCCCCCCCGCCGGCCCCGCCCCCACGGCGGCCGCUGAGCCCACCAGCUACCACUCGAUGCCCCCCCCCGCCGACCAGCAGAGCCCCUACAGCUACGGCUACGGCGAGGAGAAGAAGAAGCAGCUGACGCAGAUGGCGCCGCAGGGUGUGGCUCCGCCCCCGGGGGCGGGGCAGCAGGGCGGGGCCCCCCAGGGCCAGAUGGACUACUCCAUGUACAGCACGGCCUACCCCAGCUCGGUGACCGGGGGGCAGAACUACAACUACGGUUGGUCGGGCCAGGCAUCCUGGCAGCCCCCCCAGCAGCAGGGCUACGGGGGGGCGUACCCGGACCAGGGGGGGCAGAACGCCGCCACCUACCCCGGGUACGGGCACGUGAACUAUCAGUGAGCGGCUCUGAGCGCUGACCCCCCCCCCCCCCCCC